Molecule: messenger RNA, 9019 nt
Organism: Myxocyprinus asiaticus (Chinese sucker)
Lineage: Eukaryota; Metazoa; Chordata; Actinopteri; Cypriniformes; Catostomidae
Exons: 4
Coding region: 224-1138 (304 amino acids)
Source: RefSeq, a predicted model, not a curated record
ACUGAAUACACUGUAACAUCGGGUGGACUCAAUUGCUCACGACAAAGCCAUUCACAUAUUUAGUUUGUCUGCAACACGCCAGUAACCCAUAAAAGAAGAAGAAUCCAUCCAAGAACAAAAAAUAAAUAAAAAUCCCAAACAACCUGUUCCUGUAGCGGAAUAUUGCGGAAACGGCUUAAAGAUUCGACUCGACAUUUUGCCUGGUGUGGGUUAGUCUGGAACAAUGCAUUCGGGCAGCUUGGAGAGAGCGGCUUCGCUAAGGAAACGGACACUUUCUCGGGGAAUGAGCGAAGACGAGUCUCUGCGACUUAUUGCCAGAGAGAUAAAGCUGCGAGUGAGCUAUGAGGACUGUUUUCAGGAAGUGAGAGCUCUGGAGCUCCAACAGGAAGCUCUGACGUUCCAGGUGGACUGUCUUCAAGACGCUCUCGAGGGCUCAGAGGAGAUGCUGGCUGAAGCCCAGAGAGAGACUCGGAAUGUUACCCUGGAACUGGAGCGAGAGCGAGAGGCGAGGAGGAAGUUGGAGAGCAUGGUUACAUCAUUAAUGCAGGAGAGAGAGAGGUUACAAGAGGAAAGGAAUUCAGUUCCCAUCAUUUCACUGAAUACCCUCAUGGGAGACCCAACACAUGGAGUGCGAAAUUGUUUACAAAACGCAGACAAAUCUACUGUCAUCUCAGGCACUUCAGUAGAUGAGGAUUUAUCCAAGGAGGGGAUGACCACUGUGCACUUGAUUUCAAAAUGUCCAGCCUCUACAGAAGAACCAGUUUUGAGUUUUUCUAAAGCAGCUUUAGGCUCUCUCUUUAAGAGUGGAAAAACUGGUCAAACAAGACAUGCUGGGCCCAUCUGGCUUCAAGGUGCUCCAGAAGGAACAUCAGUGGACCAAGAAGCAGAGUCACUCUCAGAUACCCAAGCAUUUAGUCAGUCAGUGCAUUUUAAUCAAAAGCGUGAAGCUCAGGAUGGAGAUGACAAUGAUGAAAGUAGUGGCUAUGAAGAUGCUCCAUCAGAGUUCUCUCCUAGUCCUAUGACUCCAGAUGUGCUGCCAGAUGGAGGUCUACUGGAAGCUGAAAUUUAUGGAGUUGAUGAGAAGAAUACCAGUGAGUCUAGGAUCCCUAAAAGUGCAGAAUCAUGUGCUCUCUCUUAAGAGCUUUUAUGACUUGCAGGGCUCCCACAGUCAUGAUAAUAUCAGGGAAUUUUAAAACUGAAAUUAAUAAAAUCCUAAAAGUCAUGGAAAUUUCUAUAGUCAAUAUACAGGUGCAUCUCAAUAAAUUAGAAUGUCGUGGAAAAGUUCAUUUAUUUCAGUAAUUCAACUCAAAUUGUGAAACUCGUGUAUUAAAUAAAUUCAAUGCACACAGACUGAAGUAGUUUAAGUCUUUGGUUCUUUUAAUUGUGAUGAUUUUGGCUCACAUUUAACAAAAACCCACCAAUUCACUAUCUCAGAAAAUUAGAAUAUGGUGACAUGCCAAUCAGCUAAUCUACUCAAAACACCUGUAAAGGUUUCCUGAGCCUUCAAAAUGGUCUCUCAGUUUGGCUCACUAGGCUACACAAUCAUGGGGAAGACUGCUGAUCUGACAGUUGUCCAGAAGACAAUCAUUGACACCCUUCACAAGGAGGGUAAGCCACAAACAUUCAUUGCCAAAGAAGCUGGCUGUUCACAGAGUGCUGUAUCCAAGCAUGUUAACAGAAAGUUGAGUGGAAGGAAAAAGUGUGGAAGAAAAAGAUGCACAACCAACCGAGAGAACCGCAGCCUUAUGAGGAUUGUCAAGCAAAAUCGAUUGAAGAAUUUGGGUGAACUUCACAAGGAAUGGACUGAGGCUGGGGUCAAGGCAUCAAGAGCCACCACACACAGACGUGUCAAGGAAUAUGGAUACAGUUGUUGUAUUCCUCUUGUUAAGCCACUCCUGAACCACAGACAACGUCAGAGGCGUCUUACCUGGGCUAAGGAGAAGAAGAACUGGACUGUUGCCCAGUGUUCCAAAGUCCUCUUUUCAGAUGAGAGCAAGUUUUGUAUUUCAUUUGGAAACCAAGGUCCUAGAGUCUGGAGGAAGGGUGGAGAAGCUCAUAGCCCAAGUUGCUUGAAGUCCAGUGUUAAGUUUCCACAUUCUGUGAUGAUUUGGGGUGCAAUGUCAUCUGCUGGUGUUGGUCCAUUGUGUUUUUUUGAAAACCAAAGUCACUGCACCCGUUUACCAAGAAAUUUUGGAGCACUUCAUGCUUCCUUCUGCUGACCAGCUUUUUAAAGAUGCUGAUUUCAUUUUCCAGCAGGAUUUGGCACCUGCCCACACUGCCAAAAGCACCAAAAGUUGGUUAAAUGACCAUGGUGUUGGUGUGCUUGACUGGCCAGCAAACUCACCAGACCUGAACCCCAUAGAGAAUCUAUGUCAAGAGGAAAAUGAGAAACAAGAGACCAAAAAAUCCAGAUGAGCUGAAGGCCACUGUCAAAGAAACCUGGGCUUCCAUACCACCUCAGCAGUGCCACAAACUGAUCACCUCCAUGCCACGCCGAAUUGAGGCAGUAAUUAAAGCAAAAGGAGCCCCUACCAAGUAUUGAGUACAUAUACAGUAAAUGAACAUACUUUCCAGAAGGCCAACAAUUCACUAAAAUUUUUUUUUUUAUUGGUCUUAUGAUGUAUUCUAAUUUUUUGAGAUAGUGAAUUGGUGGUUUUUUGUUAAAUGUGAGCCAAAAUCGUCACAAUUAAAAGAACCAAAGACUUAAACUACUUCAGUCUGUGUGCAUUGAAUUUAUUUAAUACACGAGUUUCACAAUUUGAGUUGAAUUAUUGAAAUAAAUGAACUUUUCCACGACAUUCUAAUUUAUUGAGAUGCACCUGUACAUUUUUUAGUUUUGCUCUGCUCAAAAAUAUUGAAUCGGCCAGAUUUUGCUCUUGGGUAGAGUAAAACUUGUUCGGAAGCCAUAGUGAUGUUUUACUUAUGAGUGAAUCCGUUCUUUAAGUUUGAUCUUUCAGUUAAUCUGUCAAACUAUUUUUGAAAUUGGUUUGAAUGAAUGAUGAGUGAAUCUGCCUGAAUUUGAAUUAUUUUUAUUCUUUAAAUCCUUAUCUGCUAAUCACAAACAUCAUUAAAGGUCAUGGAAAUGUCUUGGAAAUGUAUUGGUCAAAAAUUGUGGGAACCCUGCACUUAGUCAUUGAUAAAAAGUUGCUGCCAAUAGCAACUAGUUCUCAUAAACCUAGUUUUAUGAAUUUGUCUAGUUAUGCUACUUUAGCCCAGACUCAAGUCAACUUCACUGAAAAUGCUUUUGUACAAUAACUUUUAUCUGAAGACUACUUCAUCAGUUACUCAUCAUUCAACACAAUUACUUUUGUAAAAGAAGUGAUCUGCACUUUUUUUUCAAGUUAUUUUUAGCUAUUUUGUGUUGGACUUCACUUUGAAAUCAAACAUGAGCUGUCAAACCAUUCCAAGAUGCCUGUCUACACAGCAAAAUCUUCCGUAAAACCCAAGACAGACUAUGCGACUUCAACAGUCUUAUGUCAGACUGUACGAGAUACAGAACUGUGCAAUAGUUUUAGGCUGUUCUGAAAAGUGUCAUAGUGAGGAUGUUUUCAAAAAAUAAUGCCAUGAUGAGUAAUUUUUAUCAGUUAACUUAAUACAAAGUGCAGUAAACAUAAAAUUAACAAAUCAAUAUUUGGUGUGACCACCCUGUGCCUUUAAAACUGCGUCAGUUCUCCUAGGUUUUUCAGGGUUGUUGGAAUAUAGGUUGUUCCAAGCAUUUUAUAGAACUUGCCACAGUUCUGUGUAUUUAAGCUGUCUCAAUUGCAUCUGUCUCUUCAUGAAAUCCCAGACUGGCUUGAUGUUGAGUUUCGGGCUAUCUGUUGCAGGACUCCUUGUUGUACUUCUAUUCUAUUUACAAAAGAAAUGUUUGAAAAUCUAAAAUUGACAUUUCAUAUUUACACACUAAAGCAGAAUAUAAAAAAUAUUAAGACAAAUCUUUUUGUGAAACAUCUAAUGUGUAUAAGACUUUUGCACAGUACUGUACAUUUUAGGGCUUUGGUCACAACAGUGAUCUGCACUGAAAUUUGUCACAUUUUGACACCCUAAUUGACGUGCAUGUAUGUUUUGUGGACUGCAAUGUAAUUUUGAUUGUACACGAUUGUACUGUGAGGGGAGUGCUAAAUAAUACUUUUAGGGAACACUUUACAAUACAGUUGAAUUUGUUCAUUUGUUAGUUCAUGAUACCAUAUUCAUAUCCCCUCCCCAGCAUUUAUUAAUCUUGGUUAAUGUUAAUUCAUCAAAAAGGGUGGCACGGUGGUUAGCACUGUCACCUCACAACAAGAAGGUCCCAGGUUUGAGUCCCGGCUCAACUGGGCCUUACUGUGUGGAGUUUGCAUGUUCUCCCUGUUUUUGCAUGGGUCUCCUCCAGGUGCUUCAGUUUCACCCACAAGUCCAAAAACAUGCAGGUUAAGUGAGUUGGAGACUCAAAAAAAAAAAUGGCCCCAUAGGUGUGAGUGAGAAACAGGAAGAAAUAAAAACCUGGGCCAAUUCAAAUAUGUGGAUCAUGGAUACCCCUAAUGGGAGCAGCUGAAAGAAGAUGAAUGUUAAUUCAUCAAAAUACUAAAGUUCAUUGCUUACUCAUGUUAGUUAAUAUUGCAUUAAUUGGUAAUGUAUAUAACUUUAAAUUUAAAAAAAUACAAAUAUUAGUAUAUGUAGAAAUAAACAUUAACCAAGAUUAUUACACUGCUCUCUGGUAAACUCUAUUCUGAUUGGUCAGUCGUGCCGCCAUCUAGCUAACCGAUAUUUCUGAAUAGUGCGCAACAGUAACAUUUUCAAAUGAUUGUCUAUUCCUCACUUGAAUGCAUCAUCAGUUGCUGUGCUAUUAUUCUUUUUUUCAGCCAUUUGACAGUAGCCGUAGGAGCUGUCACUGCUGGACUGCCACCCAAUAGUCAGAGGCUAAGAUUCAUUGUUAAGCCAAUAAAUUGGAUGUCAGUGAGCAUGUCACACUAAAGCCGGUGUCAAACUAGCUGAUUUAUCGAGUGAUUUUAGGUGUUCGUUUCAUUAACAUAAUCGCUGGCCAGGCGGAGGAACACGAUGCCUGAAUUAGCGUCUGCCACCCUCUGGAUUUAAAGGAAUGUUCUGGGUUCAAUACAAGUCAAGCUCAAUGGACACCAUUUGUGGCAUAAUGUUGAUUACCACAAAAAUUAGUUUAGACUCAUCCCUCCUUUUUUUUAAUUAAGCACAAAUCUGGGUUUCACUUAGAAUUAAAGUAAAUGGGUCAAUGGAGGGUUUAAACACAAAUGUGAAGCUUAUAAUUUUAUAAAAGCACUUGCAUUAAUUCUUCUGUUAAAACUUGUGUUUUAUUUGAGCUGUAAAGUUGUUUAAAUUGACAUUUUUACAGUCGUUUUAGGGUUUGUUGGCAUUACAUCGUCAUGGUAAGGAAGUUUUAAAAUUGGCUAUAACUUUAUACAGAAAAGAUGAGUAAGUGAUUUUAUCACACUGAAAUAAUUUUUACAUGCAUAUUCUUUAUCUUGUGGCUAUACUUGUGAAACAGUGAUUAUUUUAAUGUGUAAAAAUUGUCCCCCAUUUCCAUUAUAAGUUCCUCACUGUAACCAAGAUUUUUGCUUUUUCUAAAUAAUUCUUUUUGGUCAAAAUAAAUUUUUGUGGUAAUCAAUAUUAUGCCACAAAUGCUGUCGAUUGAGCUCAACUUGUAUUGAACCCAGAACAUUCCUUUAAUGAUUUCAGUAACGGAAAAAAGGAUCCAACAUGUUAGAAAAAAUCACUCUGUCACUGAGGUGGGCCCUUGUGUUUUCCUCAAGUGACCAACAAGCUUCUUUCUUUUACUGAAGAAUUGACAAGACGUCAAGCUGAUCUUAAUGUCUUCAUUGCACUCUGCAGCAUAUCAUCACAAACACUGAUUGUAAUCCAUAUGAUUCUGUCACCAAGCAUUUUUUUUCUGCAUUUUUCCCUACAAAAAUGACUAAUGAAAUCAGAAAGCAGAGGCACAACAGUCUUUAAUUUUUUUUAUGGAACAUAAUUCCUUCGCUUACUGAAAGCUGUAUAUGGACAUACACUGAUGAGCCAAAACAUUAUGACCACCUGCCUAAUAUGCUGUUGGUCCUCUGAGUGGCACCAAAACAGCACUGACCCACCAAGGCAUGGACUCUACAAGAUCCCUGAAGGUGUCCUGUGGUAUCUGGCACCAAGACAUUAGCAGCAGGUCCUUCAAGUCCUGUAAGAUGCGUGGUGGAGCUGCCGUGGAUCAGACUUGUUGGUCUAGCACAUCGCAUAGAUGCUCAAUUGGAUUGAGAUCUGGGGAAUUUGGAGACCAGGGCAACACCUUGAACUCUUUAUCAUGUUCCUCAAACCAUUCCCAAACAAUGUGUGCAGUGUGACAAGGCACAUUAUCCUGCUGAAAGAGGCCACUGCCAUCAGGGAAUACCAUUGCCAUGAAGGGGUGUACCUGGUCUGCAAUGAUGUUUAGGUAGGUGGCACUUGUCAAAUUGAUGUCCACAUGAAUGGCUGGACCCAGGAUUUCCUAGCAGAACAUUGCCCAGAGCAAUGGGCAAUGCUCUGGGCAAUGUUCCCUCACACUCCCUCCACCGGUUUUUCGUCUUCCCAUAGUGCAUCCUGGUGCCAUUCCUUCCACGGCCAUCUACGUGAUGUAAAAGAAAACGUGACUCAUCGGAUCAGCCGACCUUCUUCCACUGCUCCAAGGUCCAGUUCCGACAUUUGCGUGCCUAAUGUGGGCACUUUCGACAGUGGACAGGGGUCAUCAUGGGCACUCUGACUGGUCUUCGGUCACGCAGCCCCAUACGCAGCAGGUGUUGUGACACAUUCCUCCCGUAACCAUCGUUCAAAUUUUCUGUGACGUGCCACAGUAGACCUUCUGUCGGUUUGGACAAGACGGGAUUGCCUUCGUUGCUCUCGUGCAUCGAUGAGCCUUGGGCGCCCAACACCCUGUUGCUGGUUUGUGGUUUGUUUCUCCAUGAAUCGCUUCCUAAAUCACACUCUUAGCUGUUUAUGCUCACACGGUACUCCUAUUGAUAUUUCGGCGAGCUCCACGUUACAGGGAAUCGGAGAGAAUUGCAGUGAGUUAGUAUGUGUCACCUCUCCACCAUAUUGUAUCGGCAAGUGUGUCAUACCUCCGACUGAAGAGAGCGAGAUCUCAGCAAAACAGCCUGCAUGUGGGACACCCUUGGCCAAAACAAACAGUUUUGAGUCUGCUUGUGUGGCACCAGCUUAAGUCAUCACUAGAACUGUUUACAAUUCCCCAAAUUUGUCUCAGAUGGCAAGGUUAUGACCAAAAUUGUACCGUGUGCACUGGGCUUUAGGUAGUCCAUGAUCCAAACGAUUGGGGUCAUCCACUUGCAUUGUUUGUCCUGAUAAGGAACAAUGUUACACUGAAGAAGUCAAAAGAUUGAGCUGAUGUUCUUUGACUUGAUCUUGACGAGUGGGACCACCUACAGCAACACUUGCACUCACUUGAGUACUUCCCCAAUCCCCAUUGUCAGACCUGAAAACCCUCUUCCUCAUGAUGAGCAGCAUGUUGAUUCUAUAAAUGAGAAUCUAUAAAUGAAAUUACCAUGACAUCACACUGCAGGCAAUUGUGCUUCCAGGUUCUUUUGAGAAGCAGCUUUAAUGGUGGAUAUGAGCAGCACUGCAGUUUUAAUGAUCUGUUAAGCAUUAUGUAAUGUGUGUUAAUGUUAAUAAAAGUUAUUAUAUAAUAAUAAAGAUAUUGUAAACCAUAUCUUUGGUUUACAGUCAAGAAAUGAUGGUUCUUUCUGAACUUUCAGAAAAACAAGUUCUAACCUGGUUCAAUAGGCCAGUAUGAUUGUCAGACAUUUUUGAUGUAGACAGGUUGAUAAAUACGCAUCCUCACGUUUAAUACACUUCUAAAGCCUCGUAAAUGUGGCAUAUUCAAAUGAUAACUACUAUCAGACAUGCAGUGUGUGUCUUUACUGCUUAAACAAUUGGUCCAUACAGUAAAUAAUAAUAUUUGACUUUAUUCAUUUAUCAUCAUAUUCCAUAUUCAGACUUUAAAACAGCCGGUUUUGAUUGAACAAAUUAUCUGCUGCAUUCAAAACAAAUGCAAAGACAAUUUUAACAGUAUUACAUUAUUUUUAUUUGCAUAUUCUUUCACAAACAGUAGCCUUUGUGCUGCACUGGUGGAGAUGGGGUCCCAGGUUCAUCUUGUUCAUAUAAAAAUUUUUUGUUGAUGUGGUAAAGUAAAUAUAGCAGAAAAUAUUAAGUACUUUCUACAUUGAAUAAGUUAAAGGGUGAACUUGAAAAUAUUAAGUAAAUUCUACAUUCAAACAUGUAAACAUUAAUGCACAAACUUAUAAAUAAAUGUUAUUUAUGACUGUUUAUCUUUACAAUGUGUCAUCAUGUAUCAGUACUAAAGCACUACAAACCUUGUUAUAUUUAUUUUCUAAUUAGAGUAAGUUUCACUGGAAAAUAAAAUGAGUAAAUUUUACUUCACUGUUCAAAGCUGGUGUUCCCAGCUUUCACUGGGCUUGAAUAAUUAAUAAGCUUGCAUGAUUUCAAUGUUUGCAAGUUUAUUUACACCAUUUUUAUUGUUAAUUUUCUUAAGUUUGGUAAUUUCUUGUUUUGUGCAGUCUGAAGUUCAUUUUCUACUCUACCCUUUGAGGAAAAAAAAAAUAUGUUGAUUGUCACCUUUAAGUACCACGUAUAUCAUAUUUGUAGUAAAAGCUACUGUAGUAAAUUUGUGUUUCAUUUGCUCUGUCACAUAUAUCAUGAAUAUAUUAUAUCAUGAAUUGAAGUAGAUUUUACUUAAUUUUAUAACAUUAAGAUUUACAAAAACGUAUGAAAUAAAAAUAAAAUAUUACUAGUAUUUUAUUUUUUUUUCAGUGAGUGAUUCAAAAAUACUAAUAUUGUUUUACUUUUUUUUUUUUUUUUUUUAAAUUGUGAAAUUAUUUAUAAUGACUUGUAAUUUAUAUACAAUAUUCGGGAUGCAUCAAAUGUCCUUGUUUGUUAGGUAGCUAUAGAAAAAUAACAGGGUUGUGUGUAUAUAUAUAUAUAUAUAUAUAUAUAUAUAUAUAUAUAUAUAUAUAUAUAUAUA